Molecule: messenger RNA, 3161 nt
Organism: Leptonychotes weddellii (Weddell seal)
Lineage: Eukaryota; Metazoa; Chordata; Mammalia; Carnivora; Phocidae
Source: RefSeq, a predicted model, not a curated record
GGUCUAAAAAUGAGACGUCUUCUUUUCUCUCUGCAGCUGAAUUCUCGCUGCCAGGAUGGGGAAACAGAACAGCAAGCUUCGCCCAGAGGUCAUGCAGGAUUUGCUGGAAAGCACAGACUUUACAGAGCACGAGAUCCAGGAAUGGUAUAAAGGCUUCUUGAGAGACUGCCCCAGUGGACAUUUGUCAAUGGAAGAGUUUAAGAAAAUUUACGGGAACUUUUUCCCUUACGGGGAUGCUUCCAAAUUUGCAGAGCACGUCUUCCGCACCUUCGAUGCCAAUGGAGAUGGGACGAUAGACUUUAGAGAAUUCAUCAUAGCCCUGAGCGUGACAUCGAGGGGGAAGCUGGAGCAGAAGCUGAAAUGGGCCUUCAGCAUGUAUGACCUGGAUGGAAAUGGCUACAUCAGCAAGGCAGAAAUGCUAGAGAUUGUGCAGGCAAUCUAUAAGAUGGUUUCCUCUGUAAUGAAAAUGCCUGAAGAUGAGUCAACCCCAGAGAAAAGGACAGAAAAGAUCUUCCGCCAGAUGGACACCAACAGAGAUGGAAAACUGUCCCUGGAGGAGUUCAUCCGAGGGGCCAAGAGCGACCCGUCCAUAGUGCGCCUCCUGCAGUGUGACCCCAGCAGCGCGGGCCAGUUCUGAGCCCCGCGCCCCACGGAUCGUAGAGCUGCUUGCGUCCCCUUUCCACCUUUUCGUUUUAACAAUUUUUUUUUUUUUUUUUGCCGAUCAAUAUUGAUGGUGACGCUGUCCCCCCCCCCGCCCCCGUGCGGUCAGACGCACCUUCCUCCGUGACGCCUUCGGCUUCCUUUGUCCGGGGGAUGCCCAGAGCCCCAACGCGCUUGUGGAGAGCAUGGACGCGCUGUCAUGCAGACUUUGUGAUGUUCCUUGUUCCUUGAGUUUCCAUCGUUCUUACUGUUGUUUUUCUUCUGAUUCCAAUGUCUCUGUUCUCAAACCGAAGACUCGGGGAGGCAAGAGAAGGGAAAGCAAGCCAGUCCCGGGAUUCUGUGGCCAGCUUCCAGGGGCCUGUUUGAAAAACAAAACUCCCCAGCUGGGUCUGGAGCCACACGGGCAGCCCCCGGGGUGAUGGCGCCUGGUGCUGGCUUCCCAAGGACAAGGGACCCUGUGGGGCCAGGCUGUGAAAGCGCCUGGAGGCCUCCACUCCCCCCUCUUCCCCAGCGGGCUGUAGUGUCUAAGCUGUGAACAUUUCAAGGUAAAUUCAUAGAGAAGAGGAAAAGAUGGCUCAGCUGUUUCUUCACACGUUUACACUAGUUGAGCUAAGCUGAGUUUCUUUGGAAAUUAAACACAAAUGGUAACUUAUAUAACAAAACCAGACCCAUCUUGUUGCCUAUUGUGAUUAAAAAAAAAAAGAGUGCUGUAUAUAAAAUAUUGGGUAUUGCAGACCAAAUUAAGUGUUUUGCCUUGUUUAAAUGAAAUGCAUGUUUAGUGAGCACUAAUACAAUCUUAUUAUAGAAGACUGUUUUUAGUAGCUUAAUGUGAAGUAAGCCAACUAUAAUGAAUGUCUAUGUCUUGUUUUAAAGUUGUAUCUGUCUUUGCACAAAUGCACCAAUCAACAGGUAUAUUUUAUAUAUUCCAGAGAAGUACAAAGUCACCAUGACUAGGGCGCAACCUUAAUUCUGAAUGCAUUUCCAGAGUGGUAGUGCCUGCAGAACAGAAGUAGGGCAGGUUUAAGUGGGACAUGUCCAUUGGAGCACCAGCGGCUCGAUGGUAUUAGAUUGGAGGUACGGUGUUUUUCUGAGUAGAUUAAUAUUCUGUCGACCCGAAACACACACACACACACACACACACACACACAUACAAAUUCUUGAGACUUCCCUUUGGUUUGAUCCACAUUAUGGUUAGGGAGCUGUAUCUGCAAUGUUGACCUUUUCAUGCCCCUGGUGGCCCUUCAAAGAGUCCAAGAUUGGGCAGUGAGCUGACUCAUUGUGAAGAAGGGAUGGCCAAGGGCGUCUGUGCUUUCCAGGGCCCACUGUGGGGAAUCCAAAAGUAUUUUGCAUCAUCAUGUUCUUUGAAUGCCAAUUUCUGUUUUCAAAAGUGACAGUGCAAAUUUGAGUCACUCUUUGGUCUGGUGACCUCACACACACUAAUUGGAAUUGCAAGUUAAGAGUAAAAAUUGCUGAUCACAAGUAAGUCAGUCAUAUUUUCACAAGUAGUAGGCCUGGGGAAGUCCAAACACUCAAGGACAUAGAUGGGGAGGAUCUGCUCCGGGAGGAGGCAGAGAGGUCCCGAGUGGGUUUAUCUGCAGCCAAACUACUUUCUGUAGACCAUGACCCACAGAAAGACAAACAGAACUAUGAGGAAGAUGAUGCUGAGCCCAUUCUAACUCCAGAUUCUUCUGUAUUACUUGAGUCCCUUUUAACUGGUAGCAAAAAUCUGAAUUUGUAUGGUUGACCAAAAUGAACUAACUUUGCAGGAUGAAAUUAGGAGACCUAGACAUGGUAAAAUCAUCUUCAUCUUCCUCUGAGUGUCCAUUCCUCACAGUGGGUCUAUCCUGAGACUUGCCAAAUUCCUUCUCUGGGCCAAGUGGUAAGAUCUGGGUUUGAAAACUAGGGAAUUAAACUAAGAGGCGGAGGGCACAGUGAGUGAUGUUCAGGAGGUGCAUCCCACUGCUCUGGACUGAUGACCUAAUUCCCCCUUUCAGUUCCCCUUAGAAGGGGAGUCAGUUAAUGUUUGGGCAAGCCCGCCUAAGCUCUACCCUCAGUCAGGACAUCUUGAUGAGCCAGACUCACCCAGUUCCCUAGAACUGAGAGCUGGAGUGAGGAGCAAGGAAGAGGGGCUCCAGAUGUUUAGGAGAGAAAACAGAGCCAGACGCCUGGCUAAUGAAUGCUGACAUGCCUGGGAUGUAUGCAAAUAGUCUUGUCCUGGCCUGCCAUUGACCCUGUCUGUAUUUUCUUGAUGGUUGUUUUUUCCUUCUACUCCUUUCCAGGAAGGGCUUUGUAUGUCUAAUCCAGUGCACUUAAAUUUGGCCAAGGGACUCUGCAGCACUUAGAAGGCUGAAUGACUAAAGGUUUAGGUCAUUCCUUUGAUGGGCUGUUCAUUGUCAUUGCUGUGAUGCGGGACCUCUGGAAGUGGAGUCUGUUCUGUCUGAAAUCAAGCCAGUCUGUGAUGUUCAAGGGACUGGAAUAAAGUGGCUUAUGACUUGAAGGAG